Acanthoscelides obtectus is the source of this 5044-nucleotide messenger RNA. Lineage: Eukaryota; Metazoa; Arthropoda; Insecta; Coleoptera; Chrysomelidae. The record is from the annotation of a GenBank genome assembly.
GAUGACCAAGCUGCGAGCAUGCGGCGAGGGCCAGACGCCAGUAAAUAUGCGAUCAGUGAGAGAGAUGAAUAGACGUGUUUUCGCGAAUCGGAGUGUCUCUUGGUCUGUCUUUGAUGGAUUUCAAAUUGAUUCACGCUUUUCAAUCAAUACAAUGACUUAUUUUCAUUGAGCCUUAUGCCCUUAUUUGAUUAGGAUUUCUAUAAUGAAUUUGAAACACAAAUAUUGCCGCCCCUAUAUGCUCGGUGCCGCAUUUGUACUGUUCAUUGUGAAUGAGGGUCAAGCACGCAAAUGUUAUAUUUGUGGGGACGAGGGUGACCCUCCGUGUAAGAAUUUCGAAAUGGACAAGGAAACGUUUUCUAAACAAUGCAACCCCUCCGACCAAGCUUGUUUGCUGAAGAUUUCAGGCAGAAAACGGGUUCGCUCAUGCGAAAAAGAAAGAAUUGAGGAUUGUAAAAUAGCAAACGGCGUGAAGUAUUGCUUUUGCACUACAGACCUGUGCAAUGAUGAUGAAACCAGAUUCGUAACUCCAACAGACGAUGAGGAUAUUUUGGAGGGAAGCGGAAUAAAAAUGAUACCUUCCUUGACGGAAAAACCACAAGUCUCUGUUGUUGUGUCUUCUGCAAGCUCCGUCAAUUUUACUAUUUUAUUACUAUUAUUAUCAUUUUUACUAAUACUGGUAUGAGAUGGUUGAUUCUUGGGUAUUUUACGUUCAGUAUUAUCAUAUAACGUAUACAAUACUAACGAAAUGAUGAGAUGGAAUAGACAGUGAUGAGGCAUUCCAAAAUCGUUCUGUCUGAAAUUCUUUUAAAACUGUAGUCGAUAUUUUUGAUUUAUUCAGUUAAAGGAGUAAACGACUCGACGUUGAAAUAUGAGCAGUUAAUUUUUUCUUUUUCCUGGAUAUAACACUAUAAAUGCCCUAUCAAUAUUAAUCCAUUUCAUUAUUUCUCAUUAAGUCUCUUAGUCUUCCUAAGUAUAAUCAUAUAUGUACCUAAACUUUUCUAUAUUCCAUGUGAGUAUGUAUUAUAUACAAUUUGGGGUACCAACCAUAUAAAAACCAUCAAAUCGGUUGUUAUUUUGAAAGAAUUGAGGUAAGAAGGGGCCUAAGCCACAAUGACUUUACUUCGAGAAAUUAUAAUUUUCAUUUGAAUCCUGAAAUAACGUGUUUUUUCAAUUUCGAUGAAAUAGGUCUAUAUUUUGAGGAAAAAAAAUCGACAGAACCGAAAAAAUAUAACGCAUUCUCGUAAAAUAAAUACAUGUUACUUCCCACUCAAAAAUGAGAUAUAUUGUUUUUUUAAUGUUAUGUGAUAUAAGCAUUGAACAUUGAAAAUAUUUGCAGUCACAGAUCUUCUAGUACGGUAAAUCUAGUAGGCUGUGGUGCGAAUCGGUUGAUUAGGUCGAGCAUCGCUUGACCAUCAGCGUAAUAUGAACCUUGAUGAUUGUUCGUGUAGGUAUGCUAGAUGGGUGAACUAGAAGCCUAAGACUUUUCGAGGUCUUUUAGGAAAGGUCUGACCUUCCACAGAUAGUUUUUAUCAAGGUUUUUAAGCGUUAAAAAUGGUCCUUUUUAGGAUGUUUUGGACCAUAAAUCUCGUAUAACUUGAAAACUGUUAACUCUUUAGAGGAAUGUUACCAGGCCCUUUUUUGUUAAGAAUGGCCAAAGAAGUCGUCUGUGGUCUACGAUAGUCGUUAUAUAAAAGGCUAAUGUUAAUUUUGAUAAGUAGACUGUUCAUAAAUCAUUAUCUAAAAUAGUUUUCCUCCGUGGCAAAAGCAUAAUCUACAUUUAUGACGGCAGCAACGUUAUUUGUUAUUUGUUGAGAAUCUGCUGUCAGCAGCUGAACUAAAUCCAAAGCUAUCUUUGUUCUCUGUAUCAUUAAAACAUCCAUUGUUUUCACCUGCGGCCAAAUUCCGUUUAGCGUCCAUCUCGUGGUAUAACUUUCUUGACGUAAAAAUGUAUGGGAUAUCGUGGCUGUUCAAAAACGCCUCUAAGAAAGUAUAGCGUCAUCUAUCUGCAAAUUGUCAAAAAAUCCUCUCAUCGUAACCGUGUCGAACUAGCUCCUUUGAAGAGGAGGCUUUUCGCAGUUCUUCUAACCUUAGGCAUGUAAAAAAAUCAAAUGUGGCUCUAGGUACCUUAUUACCCCAAACCCUUCGAUUGAUGCUAAGCGUGCUUUAUAUCAUUGUUAUUUUUUAACGGUUAGCAAAUAAACGGUAAUCAAGUAUGAUAGUGUGGUGCUCCAUAACCUCCAUUUAAUUUUUAAGUAUAUUUCCCUAAUUGUCGUCAAGUCUUUCACUGACUUUGUGUAAAACUGCCAACAGAACUAAUAUAAAACCGAAGAAGGCUGUGGUAAUAAAAUCCUACAGUGGUUUAGUAACCAUAUAAUUAAUGUGCUUUGAAAAGAAAGUUCUAUUUAUUUAUCUGCUUUUUAUACUCUACAUAUGUGUAACGUGCAUAUGAAGAAAUCCUAGAAACAGGACCCUCUAAAAAUAAGCAUGCAUUAGUAAAACCAGUUUUGAUCGGCUACUGUAAUAUUUAUAUCAUACAAGGUGUUCUGCUGUUGCAUUUAUACGAUUCAGGUCAGGACAAGCUAGACGCUCUUAAAUACCGAGUACGGUAGUCUCGAAAAUGUGCACAUCAGCUAAAAUAUAACUAGAUAGGUAUUUUGCAUUUUGAGAAUUGUUACUGCAGAUUACUAAAAUGUUUUCCGCAGUUAUUUGGGGUGUAGUAGGCAUUUUUAGUGGACUUCAAAACUCUGAAAUAAAUCAACAAGUCACACUGGCGAGGCCAUAUUCUAGUUGAAUUUCGAAAAUAAGAUAUUAUGUUUUUUGAUUCACGAAAAACCAUGACACUUAUGUCCGUCUGAUUAUCAUGAAAUUUGCACACAAGGUUACUACUACACCAAGGACGAAAAAGCCUUGUAGUUUUUGAAAAUCGGUUCAGUGGUGGCGGUACUACAGGCAAAAAACGAAAAAAAAAAUAAAUAAAAACCGCUGAAACGCUAAUUUAGCCCUAAAGAGAUUAAAAUUAUUAGGUCCAGUGGCGUCUCGGGGGGCACCUGAGCGAAUAUUAUUGGCAAAAAAUGUACGCUACGGCCUUUUUUCGUAAAUUUAAUAUUUGUUGUUUGAUUAACCAUCCACAAUUUCAACUUCUUUGCCUCUUGUAUUUUUUCGUAUCUCGCUUUGUUUUCGAGAAAAAAAUAAACACCUUUUUAUUGCAUGGCACUGGACAAAAUUGAUUUAUUAAUUUUUGCUAAAAUAAUCACAAGUGCCUUGAAAAACAAAAAAUCAAAAAUUAGCCUCUUAAUACAACAAAUGAUAUUGCCGAAUUUAUAGAUAUAUAUUUAUAUUUUGAAUAUACCAAUAAAAAAAGUUGAAUUUAUCACCCUGUAUCUUGAAAACCCUGCCUUUCCGGUUUAUAGAAACUUUUUUUUUCAUAUUUUUCACAAGGAAUCACCCUCUGAGAUGUCUCCGUCUAUAUUUCGAACACUCUGUAUAAGGAUCUCACACCUUUUUUGGCGACUCCUAUUUUUUGCUGUUUCAGUUGGUAUUAGGACGACUUUACCUACGGUGAAGAGUAUUAUAUCCAUAUCCAAGGCAUACUGAUUCGACCAAUACAAAUCGUAGAUUUUAUUUCUGGUAUUUCCCACAAAAAACACAAAAGAUUUGUCCUAACGCUGAUUGGCUAACCAAUCAAAUCUUCUUUUGUACCUCAACCAAUACGAAUAAACUCAUACCCAGCGCAAAAACAGGAAAGAUUAGUGUGAACGCUCUUAUCAGUAAACAGAAUUAGACGCACAAAAAAUGCCUUAUGCGGAUAGGUCGACCAACACGGUCAUCGUUUACAACAACGAAUUGUAUGAACGCCUUGCUAGGUAUGGAGUAUAGGCGGAGCAUCCAUGAUUUUUUUUCACUCACAAUAUAUUUUAUCAGUGACUUUAGAAAGACGAAAGCCCCACAUUCGUGGAAGGUAUUUUUCAACUCCAUUUUUACUUCCCACGCUAGGUGAAAGACCAUAAUAUAGUCACUGUCGCUGCUCUGGUGACUCGGCAACUGUUUGUUUCGGUGCUAUCGGGCUCACCCAUCGCCGUUCCGAUAGCAGCGUUGCAGUUGCCUGUCAAAUAGGUGACUGCUGGGGACAAAUUCACUAGUUUCCUACAGUGAAUUUUUAAUAGUCCCAAACAUCCAACCCCCUGUAUAAAUAGGACGUUUGCACCGUGCAUUUACUGCAUAUCGACAUCCGUUUUUAGAUUUGUUUAUCCUGUACACGGGUAUUUAAGAAGUAUUUUUGAUAUUAGUGGAACACCUUGUAUCUACAUAAUUAUCCUCAUACAUAUUUCAGUAUUCGUUGUGGAGGUAAGCUACACACCUUUUCCAUAGAUUAUGUUAUUUUUUAUAAAAAGUGACUCUUCUUCUAGUCAUUAUGCAUAAUUUCUUUUGAAUGUCUAUGGGUAUUUUUAUAAAUGCAAAUGAAUCAAUUUCUCAAUUUAUGUGAUUUUUAUUGUAAGACUGCUGUUUGUAGAAAUGUUAUCGGAUACAUAGGUAUAUAUAUACCUACUUUUUAUACUUAGCUGUUUAUGUAAUAUAUGUAUAUGUAGGCCAAGAAAUAGCGAGAUUUUGUGUAAGGAAAUCCUACAAUUUGGACGACUAGUGGCGUCAUGAUAGGGCUGAAUCGUCAAGUAAUAGACACAAUUUUGUAAUAAAUCAAAUUCUUCAUCGUUUUCCUUCUACCUAGUAUAUACAGGGUGAUUCACAAGUCGUGACCAAAAAUGAAACGUCAUACUCAGGAUCGCAUUUGAAGGGGGUCAGUCUGUCUAUUGGCGAUUUUAUCACUGAGUAAUUUCAGUAACCGUUGCAGCGAUGUUAAUGUCGUUGAAAUUGUAGGAAAAAAAUAAUUAUUCCCUGUGAAGUAUUCUAAGCUUCACCCUGUGUAUGAUGAUGUCAAUAAAUUAUUUUUGUAUAUCUAUUAUAUCAAAUGAAUGUCAAUUUCAGUAACUUGCCUGUAAAUCCAUUAUAUAUUUUAUAUGCUUUUUUACGUAAUAAAACUUGAAAAACC